Messenger RNA from Naegleria gruberi, 1845 nucleotides. RefSeq lists its product as uncharacterized. Bases 1 to 1845 code for a protein of 614 amino acids. The transcript is spliced from 2 exons. The record is from RefSeq and is a predicted model, not a curated record. NCBI's taxonomy places the organism in Eukaryota, Heterolobosea, Eutetramitea, Acrasida, Naegleriidae.
AUGCCAAGAGCCAAAUCUAAAGUCGUAGAAGAAGUUGAAGAAGAAGAAGAAGUUGCUGAAGAAACAUCCGAAGCUGUAGAAGUAGGAGAAUCUUUUAUUCCUAUUCAAGAAUUAGAAAACCAUGGUAUUUCUGCUACUGACGUUAAAAAACUUGUAGCAGUUUCAAGUCUUGAAUUAAAACUUACCAAUCCAAAUAUUAACAAAUUUGGAAAUGAUGGUGAUUUUAUUCCUCUCAAAGGAAAUUGGUUGAAUUUUCCUCAAUUCUCAAAUUUCAGACUUUCAAUACAACCAAGAAAUCAUGGAAUCAGAAUGAAUGUUUUUAUGAAUGGAUUUAUCAUCAGAAACGAUUCCAAUAUUUAUCAAAUAUAUUCCAAAGCAACAGUUCGAGACCAAAAGUUGAACAUGACAAUUUCUCAUUAUUUCGAUUCAUCAAAGGAACGAUUCACUUCCGAAUCAUGUCUUAAAGACUCACAAUCUUGUUCAGCAUUACCAGAAAUCGAUAUGGACAUUCCUUUCCAUCUAAUCAUGAACUCGUAUGAAAACAAAUCCUUUAUAAUUAAGAAUCACACCAAGAUUUAUGAUAGAGUUGUUGAUGAUUUGUGUAAUUUUCAUGAAAAUGAUUUGGUUGUUUCCUCUUUUCAUGAACAGCACUAUCUACUUUGUAUUAAAAAGGGAAAGAGAGAUAUUAGUUCUUUAAGAUUUAUUGUUGGAAGAGAAUUCAUAGCUAAGGUUGAUGAAUUGGCUCCAGCAAGAAUGAAAGAAUCCAUUGUGGAAUCUUUCAAGGAUGAAUAUCACAAGUUUCCAAAAAAUAAGGUUUCUAAAACUGUUGGAAAAGCAACAAGAAUUCUAAAAGAAACUUCUCAUCACACAGCUUAUUUUCUUAAUCAAGAUUCACAUGCUUGCAUUCUACCAUGGUUGAAGGGGUCCAAUUGUAAAAACUCAACCUACCCAAUCAAAACGAAAUACAAAUUCUUUGAAGAGAUGCGUGUUUCUCCAUGGGUAAGUACUAUUCGAAAUUUCUAUUCCUCAAUGCAAAUCACUCACAGAUACGGAACGAGCAGAGAACAUUCAGGUCUUCCAGUUUACUCUUCAAAUGCUUUCAGAAAUGGCGAGUAUUGGGGUCAAAUUGACCAUUACACACCCUACUGUUCAGAGAGAAUUUUCAUGAGAGAAGAAUCCAACUCAAGAGGUUGGGACAAUUUUGAUUUACAAUUAGCAGUCAGCAAAAUUCUAGUUCCAGAUUUCAUUUCCAACAAGACCAACACUGUUAGAAAUACCAUCAUCUUUGCUCACUCUAUGGGAAAUCUCAUGGUUGCUGCAGCAAUUAGCAGAGGACUUAUUGAAAUUGAUGUCAAGUCAACCAGCUGGUACAAUAUCAUGGGACCAAUACUUGGAUCACCAUUGGCUGAUUUUGGAGUGAGGGUGUGCUCACUGGGUGGAUUUUCAAGUUAUGCUGUGGAUAUUGGGUUGUGUGAGGAGUAUGGUAAACCAACAAGUGCUUUGCAAUCUCUCACCACUUCGGAUGUUUUGAAGAAUGAAAUUUCACCAUUAAUCUCCAAAUAUGUUACUGGAUACAUGUGUGGAACUAAAAGUUCUGGAUUGAACCCAUUUACUCCUCUUAAUUUGGCCUUGGCUGCACUCAGUCCAAUAAUGAAUCAGUGGACACACGAUGGAGCCGUUCCAUUGUUCUCAUGCAGAAACUUGUUAAAUUUUGAUUCAUUCACUGAGGAUUAUCAUUCGAGAAAUUACCGAGUUUCUGCCAAUCAUUUCGAUGGAGCUUGUGUUAAUGGCGAUGGUUGGUUUGAUAGCUCAUCUCCUUGCUCAUUCUACCUCAAUAAAGGAUAG